AUGCAAAAGAAUGCCUGCAUUUCGUGCCGUACGUCGAAGCUUCGGUGCUCGUUGGAGACAUUUGCAGAGCAUAACAAGUGUAAGCGCUGCUUCACCACCAACAACGACUGCAUUUUCAAGACCGUUGCGCCAAGACAGAGGAGGAAGCGCACCGAUACGCGCGUCACAGCUUUAGAACAACGCCUCGCAGAGCUGCAGGCCUCAAUAGACUCGCAAAAGUUGAGACGGUACGACAAUGGCAUAGUGCGCACCACAACCAGCAGGAGUGUCCUCCAGGCACCGCCGCCAAUAUCUCAACUUGUCAAUGCUAGUGAGACUGCAGCGCUAGUUGAAGACAGAAAGUGGCUGCUUCAAGAACAAGAGGACAGAGGAAAACUGGCGGAUCAUUGUCACUUGCAGUCGUCGCUGGAGACGGUGCUUGCCUCGAAUCUACUGUCAACAAGCAAAGCUAUAGCUCUAUUCAACGACUUUGCCAGCAAUGUCCUCCCUCAGUAUCCAAUCGUGGCCUUUUCCAGUUACGAAAACUUUGACUGGCUGAGGAGACGCCAGCCUACGUUACUCUUUGCGGCCAUCACCGCAGCAUGCAGAGCAUCUGAUCCAGUCCUCUUUCGAAAGCUUCAUCUCCAAUUACGAGGUGACCUAUCAGAGCAGGUCAUGGUCCGUGGGCACAAGUCUGUUGAGCUGGUCCAAGCCAUUCUGGUAAUGGUUGAGUGGUACGACACACCCGACGACAUGGUGCAAUUGAACUUUUACACAUGGAUCCAGAUUGCAGGCUUAAUGGUGCGUGAGCUGGGUCUCUGGCCCUGGAACGAGGAGAUUUCAGCCGUGGAGCAUACCGCCGUUGAGUGGCGCACGUCAUUUGCUGCCUAUCUAACCAUGUCGAUUGCCGCUGUUAGCCUCCGUCGACCAAUGUCAUUGGUUUGGACUGAAAGUAUGCGGAAGGGGUUGGAUGCUUUCGACAAGGACAGUGUGAACGACAAUGACAAACGAUUGGUUGCAUGGGUGAGGCUGCAGAUGAUAGCAGAGGGCGUCGAAGCAUUGAGAAUCAAGGUACAUGCAUCAUUGGCGCUGCCUGGAGCUGAUGCUGCAAGUCCUGUCGAUCAGCAUACUAUCUCGUCACUAGAGAGCCGUUUUGCUAGAUGGAGAGAUGCUGCUCAGCCUGUACUGAACGGCUCGCUCCGGAUGCAUUUCUUUUACUGCCGCAUCAAAUUUUAUGAGCUGGCCGUCACAUGCAGUCCAACAAGCUCAGCAACACACCCAGAGACGCAGCCACCGGGCUUGGCAGUUGUUAGGGAUAUGGCCUACAUCCGAGCCAUCAUGUCUCUCAUACAGUCUAGUCAUUCAGCUCUGGAUACCCUGGUACUUUUUGACAUUGCAACGUAUCGCCGCUGUCCCACCGUCACCAGCAUCCGGGCACUUUAUGCACUGCAGGAGAUUAUCACAGUAUGGAAGUCGGUAUACCAUCAACGGGGAUAUCUGUCCGAGUUUGUGAACGAGGAGGUGCUGGCACUCUCGUUCUACGCCAGGCAGACGGAAGAGUUCUUUAAGCAGGCAACAGGGACAGAAGGGUUCGCCAUUCCAAAAAUGGCACUCAACGCGCUGGCUAAUGUCUUGUUCUCUCUCGGAGAUAUGAAGAGUCACAAAAGACGAUACCGGGUACAACAGCCGGAGCUUGUUGGCCAAGAAAAGCAGCAGGGACCAGUCAGAGCGCCACGUCGGAUGGCCAAUGACCUGGACGUAAUCUUAAUUAUUGACCUGGGCAACAUCCAGGCGCCAUCUGCGGAGCAUGUCCAGGCCCAGGGCCAGGGCCAAGAACGGGAGCAAGACCGGGACUGGGAUGAUGUGCGAUCGGAUACAACACUAGAGUGGCCGCCGACAUCCAGUACCAAUGACGGGUUCAGCGUUACGCUGGGAGAUGUGCUUUUGGCACCAGAAUUAGAAGCCAUGACGGCUCCAGAUUCGGUAAUUGACCCGGGCUGGUUAUUGUCAGAGUGA
Messenger RNA from Trichoderma breve, 1995 nucleotides. RefSeq lists its product as uncharacterized. The record is from RefSeq and is a predicted model, not a curated record. Gene Ontology annotation, molecular function: zinc ion binding; transcription cis-regulatory region binding; DNA-binding transcription factor activity, RNA polymerase II-specific. Bases 1 to 1995 code for a protein of 664 amino acids. Gene Ontology annotation, biological process: regulation of DNA-templated transcription. Gene Ontology annotation, cellular component: nucleus. The transcript is spliced from 3 exons. Lineage: Eukaryota; Fungi; Ascomycota; Sordariomycetes; Hypocreales; Hypocreaceae.